This is a messenger RNA of Zea mays, 2997 nucleotides long. RefSeq names its product ATP-dependent DNA helicase DDX11. The transcript has 9 exons. Gene Ontology annotation, cellular component: nucleus. Gene Ontology annotation, molecular function: DNA helicase activity; ATP binding; hydrolase activity, acting on acid anhydrides, in phosphorus-containing anhydrides. The coding region runs from base 109 to 2706 and encodes 865 amino acids. The record is from RefSeq and is a predicted model, not a curated record. Lineage: Eukaryota; Viridiplantae; Streptophyta; Magnoliopsida; Poales; Poaceae. Gene Ontology annotation, biological process: nucleobase-containing compound metabolic process; establishment of sister chromatid cohesion.
GUGCCGUGCCGGACCGCCCGUUUGGCCAUCUAUACCUACAAGACACAAGUCGUGGGCGGGGCCGCGCAAGAAAACCCCGCCAGUUUCCCACCGCGCGCUCGCUGAAAAAUGCCAAUGCCGCCGCCGCCGCGAAAAGACUUCCCGGCGUUCCCGUUUGCGCCGUACCCGAUCCAGUCGGAAUUCAUGUCGUUUCUCUACGCCGCUCUCUCUUCAGGCCCCGGCGCCCUCGCCCUACUCGAGAGCCCUACCGGCACGGGCAAGACGCUCAGCAUCAUCUGCAGUGCGCUGCAGUGGCUCCUCGAUCACCGCGAAGCUGCCGUAGUUGCCGCUACGGCAUUGGCCCACCCCAGCGGCGCCUCCGGCUCCGGUGGUGACGAUGACGAGCCCGACUGGUUGCGGGAUUUCAAGCCGGCGGCGGCGGUUAAAGAGAGCACUAAGAAGAAGGCGAAGCCUCCCGCGAUGAGGAAAACGCUGGUUUCACGGAAACCAGAUGGAUUUGGGGAGGAAGACGGCGGCGACGACGAGGGGGAGUUCCUACUUGAGGAGUAUGAGAGCGACAGCGAAGACGUCGCGAGGCGGGGUGUAGGGAAACGAGCACAUUGCGGUAGUAGUAGCAGCAGUAGCAGCGAGGACGACGAUGAGAUGACGCCCAAGGUUUUCUUCACAAGCCGCACGCACUCGCAGCUCUCUCAGUUCGUCGGGGAGCUCAAGAGGACGGAGUUCGCUGGGCGGAUCAGGACGGUGUGCUUGGGGUCCAGGAAGAACUUAUGCAUCAACAAGGAUGUUCUGAAGAUGGGCAGUGGAAACAGGAUUAAUGAGAGGUGCUUGGAACUGCAGAAGAACAAGAAGAGCACCAAAAUUAAGCUUGAGGAUGAUAAACGAAAGGUGCGCCCAGCAAAGCGCUCUUGUGGCUGCCCGAUGUUAAGAAGCAGAAGUCUGCUGAAAGAGUUCAGUAGCGAAGUGUCAAACCAAGGUGCAUUAGACAUCGAGGAUUUGGCACAAAUAGGGAAGAAGAUUGGAACCUGUCCCUACUAUGGUUCACGAGACAUGGUCCGCUCAGCUGACCUUGUAGUCCUUCCUUAUCAAUCUUUGUUACUCAAGUCUGCUAGAGAAUCACUUGGCCUUAAUCUGAAGAACAGUGUUGUCAUCAUAGAUGAAGCUCACAACUUAGCUGAUUCCUUGAGUAACAUGUACAACUCAAAGAUCACGUCUUCUCAGUUGAAGGCAGUCCUUUCCUGCCUGGAUGAAUACCUUGAUAGAUUUUACAAUGUUUUGGGAGCUGGGAAUCGACGAUACAUCCAGACCUUAACAGUUUUAACAAAGUCUUUCAUACGUGUUUUGAUCAACAAUCAAGAUGGUGCCAGCACUAUGUCUUCUAUGACCAUAAACCAAUUCUUGUUUUCCCUUGACAUUGAUAACAUAAACAUAGUAAAACUUUGUCAGUUUGUGAAAGAAAGCAAUAUAAUCCAUAAGGUUUGUGGAUAUGCAAACAAGUUAAGUAGCAUCCAAAAUCAGUUUGAUCUCCAGCUCCAUGAUGAAGGAAGCAGUAUAGCAUGCUUUCAGGCAUUGGUUGACUUUCUACGCUCCCUUCUGAACAGCAAUGAUGAUGGAAGAAUCAUAGUUGCAAAGCAAAAGCUAGGUGGACAACCUGAUGAAGCAUAUCUUAAAUUUGUGAUGCUUUGUGCGGAAAAAAUAUUUUCUGAGGUUACGCAGGAUGCUUAUGCUGUUAUCCUGGCUGGUGGAACUCUCCAGCCUAUUGAAGAAACUAGGCUGCGCUUGUGUCCAAGCUUACCACCAACUGAUAUAAAAUUCUUCACUUGCAACCAUAUUGUUCCUCCUGAGAGUAUUCUUCCAAUAGCAGUUACACGUGGACCCUCAGGCAAGGCAUUUGAUUUCAGCUACAAUUCAAGGAGCUCUCCUUCCAUGAUUGAGGAACUUGGUCGUUUCAUCUGUAACAUUAUAACAGUCGUGCCUGAGGGAGUUGUUAUGUUUUUUUCUUCAUAUGAUUAUGAAAGGCGUGUAUAUGAUGCAUGGAUGACAACAGGCACAAUUUCCAGGAUUUCUAAAAAGAAACAUGUUUUCAGAGAGCCAAGGAACAGUGCUGAUGUCGAGGCUGUCCUCAACAAAUACAAGGAGGCAAUUGAAUCCUGUAGUAAUUUUUCCCAAGACACAGGUGUCAAUGGGGCACUUCUAUUAGCUGUUGUUGGUGGGAAGAUUUCUGAAGGCAUAAAUUUCAGCAAUGGGAUGGGUCGUUGUGUCAUAAUGGUUGGCUUGCCUUAUCCAAGUCCAUCUGAUGUUGAGCUUAUAGAGACAAUAAAGCAUAUCGAAAGUAUUUCUAGCUCAUUUUCGGUUGGAGAUGAUAAGGCCUUAAGCAGAAAAUAUGAUGAUGAAUGUGAACUUCAGCCUGGUUAUGAUAUAUUACGGAAGUGCACUAGAGGUGGAAGAGAGUAUUAUGAGAAUUUAUGCAUGAAAGCUGUGAAUCAAUCUAUUGGCAGAGCAAUCAGGCACAUAAAUGACUAUGCUGCAAUGCUAUUGGUUGACUCGCGUUAUGCACAGACUUCAUCAACCAAGAGUUUUUCCUGCCCGGCUGAUAAGCUUCCUCAAUGGAUAAAAGCACGACUCUCUUGUGCUCAAAACUAUGGAGAAGUUCAUAGAUCGUUGCAUCAGUUCUUCAAGUUCAAUAAAAAAAAUGUUGAAAUACUCUAGAAACCACCAAGCAUUGCCAUUGUUGAUUCAUUGCAAACAAAAAUACAGGUGUAUGUACUCGUAAAACGUAGCAUUGUGUUUGUGUAUCCUUAUGCUGCUUACUUAUGAGCAAGGCUUCAGCCUGCGCCUGCGAAUGCGAUCAGAGUUAUGUACAGAAUUAUGGUGACAGUAACGCUUCCUCUUAAGGAAUUAUGGUUAGAUCCAUAUUUCUUUUGCUCGAGAUUGUAAAACAAUAUCACAAAUGUGAUUAUUCAGUCCUUAUCAUUGUUUCAAUUCUUUCAUGAUAGCAAA